Cylas formicarius (sweet potato weevil) is the source of this 2085-nucleotide messenger RNA. RefSeq names its product BAG domain-containing protein Samui-like. The transcript is spliced from 5 exons. Gene Ontology annotation, molecular function: adenyl-nucleotide exchange factor activity; protein-folding chaperone binding. Lineage: Eukaryota; Metazoa; Arthropoda; Insecta; Coleoptera; Brentidae. The coding region runs from base 551 to 1861 and encodes 436 amino acids. Gene Ontology annotation, cellular component: nucleus; cytosol; membrane. The record is from RefSeq and is a predicted model, not a curated record. Gene Ontology annotation, biological process: protein stabilization.
GGCGGACAUCCAACGGCAUCCAAUUUGUAUCGACGGUUAGUGCCAAAAACAACCCCAAAAUGAUAACAAUGUAACAUUAAUAACAACCUAAACUGUGCGAAAUUAUAAAACAAAAAUCAAAAACUAACAUGUGAAUUGAUUGCAGUUUCCCUAUAGGCAACGCAAAAAGAGAAGAGGAGAACUAACCAAUCGCAAUUAUCUAUGGUAACAAAUUUAACCUAUUCGGUCAAUCCUAAAAAAUGUUAUUUAACGGGAGACAUAAGCAAGAGAUCAAAUCUACGACUUCCUAAUAUAACUCAACGCAUUAACAAUAGAACAGCCGUAAACAUCUGGGCGAUGGUACCAAGAAUCAGAUAUUCGUCUCACCUGGCAACGCCGACUCAAGUUUCGCGGAAUCGCGACGUAGGUCGUCGCUUGUUAGAUUGUUCCAGAUGAUGUUCGAAGAAAAAUUGCUGCAGUACGUGCCAGCGAGAAAAUAUUAGCAAUUUUGUCGAGUGUUACAAGUGUUAAAUAUUUUCAAGCGUGUCUGGUUUUUUUCGCCCAGACGAAAAUGCCGUUUUCCAGAUCAGCAUUCACCGGGUUCCCGUUCGGUAGAGAUGACGAUAACCUCCAAACUCACCUCGACGACAUUACUCAACGACAUCCCGAGUUGAGCGAACACUUCCGGUUCCCCAGGAGACGUCCGGAGAGGCCUUUCGGUACCCGAUUCGAGCGAUUCGGGUUCCCGUUCGACGAGGAAGACGAGACUCGGCACAGACCACAGUACUCCUCGCCCCCUCCACCGACCAAGGUCGAUCGGUGCACUCAAACUGACCCCGAACUACUCGCAGAGGCGGCGCCUGCUACUGACCGACCGAGAAAUCGGCCGAAAAACAUCCAGCAGAGCAACACGUGCGACUUGGCAAGCGCGCGCGACGCGGCGGAUGAUCGGCAACAGCGCUCCUACUCCGCCCCGCCCCCUUCGAGCGCCCAACGGUUCGUCACUUCGAUCGAUAUCCCGGUGGGGAGAGAGCCGGACAUGCAGGACGGUAACGGGUCGAGGCCCCACACGAGUACCGAGCGGGUAAUACCUAUCCACGUGGAAGGGCGGGACGUGCCGAUAGUGCCCAAAAACGUGACGUCGUCGUCGACGUCUGGACCGCCUCCCGAAAGGAUAUUCACCGAUCGUCCUGCCCAGCCGGAGACGAUAUUCGGACAGCGACCCGAGCAGUUUACCCAGUUCGUGCGCGAGCCAAAAUGGCGUCCUCAGUCGGCGUUCGACAGAAAGCCGGGUUUCCCGGAAGACGAGCCCGCGCAGCAGCAGCAGCAACAAGACGCGCCCCCUCAACCGGAGCAGCCUAGCGCGCCGUCGCCGAAACCGCAGCCUCCUUCGCCCAUAGAUCAAAUCCGGGCGAUCCAAAAGGACGUCUCCGAAUUGCUCCGGCAGGUGGAGCUGUUCGACGGCGCUUACAAGGACAAGAACUACUUGUAUUUGGACGAGAUGCUGACGCGUAACCUACUGAAGCUCGACGACAUCGACACCCAGGGUCAGGACAGUAUAAGGAGCGCGCGGAAGGAAGCGGUCAAGUGUAUCGAGAAGGCCAUCGGGGUGUUGGAGAGUAAGGCCGCCAAGGAGGCGGAGCCGGCGAGCCACGCCCAAGAGAAGCAGGCGGUCGAAGAAGUCGCGCAGAGCGCAGAGACCUCGGAUAGGUUAGAGGUGGCAACCGAGGACAGUGGGGAAGUCCGUCCUACGGGAAAUGAGGAAGGAGUCGUCAAUGACGGUGAGUCGUGCCCGCGUGAAGGGGGCGUGGUCGAACAUAAAGCCGAGAAGGAGAAGAAGAAAAAGAAGAAGAAAGAUAAGGAAGGCGAGAAGAAGGAAUGAGCGCGUCUUAAAUUAGGUGUCUUGCCGCUUACCGCGCCCAUGGAGUUUUGUUUUUCUAUUUUCUAUGAAACUGCCCCGCCCGCCCAGUAGGUUUAGUUUUGUUUUCGUUGUUUGUUUAUUUUUUUAUGUAGGCCGAGGACGAUGUUGUUUUCGUUUUUUUUUUUUUGUUCGUUUCUGUCAAUUAGCCGCACGCAAUAAAUUUGCCAUACAGCGGGGUGUUUUAA